AUCGGUUUUCUCAAAUUUUUUUGAGUUACCUUAACUUAUUGGGUUUUACAGUGUAUGAAUGCAUAUGAUAUGCCAACUCCUGGAAUUAUGCUGACAUUUGGUAGUGUGUACCACACAUAUGCUUGUGAGGAAGGGUAUUUCUCAGCAAAGGUUAAGAGCAGAGGAGAGUGCCCUGUCAGAGUCUCUUUAAAGCAGUCUUUUGAUUACCAUAGCUCCACCCAGUGCUUAUCCAGUUACCAGUUCCUUCUCAGCUAUUGGAUGAGAGUUCCUAAUCAUGCAAGGUAGUGAAUCCCUAGGGGUGGUGGGGCUGGGUCUGAAAGAACUCCUUUGGCAGGCAGAAUAGAGGUUUUAUUGAGGAUAUUUCUAAACUAACCAUCAGGGACCAAGUCACUGGAUUGUAAAAAAAAAAAAAAAAUACAUAGAGCCGAAUCACUCUGCUUCCCCUCCUUUCUCUCUCUCACUCUGUUCAUUUCAGCACGGAGCACGGCAGCUCUUGAGCACCCAGCAGCACACAGAAUGCAAGGAAUCUACCCCCUUGCCUUAGACCAACAACCCAAGUACCAGGGCUGAGAGAAGAUCUGAGAGGAAUCAAAGGUUGGAAUUAAAAACCUAAAGAGGAGAACUGACAUAAUUUUACAGGGAAAAGAAACACAAGGAGAGGAUCAUUGGUUGAAUAUUUGCCACUGGAGUUAGAGUUGUCUUGUUAUCCUCUUUGAGUGUCCAGGACUCUACUCCUCUCCUCUCCAUCCCUGUGCCGACAAGGUCAUGGGGAGGCUGAGGAGACCGGUGCUCUCCAUGUGCACGCUGCUUAUAUUGCUUCAUGGCGUAGAGCCGGCUGUACCCCUGGAGGAGUUCUACCCAUUUGGCCUGGAUGAGGGUGACUCUCAGACCAUUGAGCAAGAUGAUGGGGGAUCAGGACUGGUAGCCAUAUCAGUGGCUUUCCCUUUUUUCGGAGAACGGCACACUGGACUCUAUGUCAACAACAAUGGCCUGGUGUCUUUCUUGAGGGAGGUGUCCCAGUUCACCCCUGUGGCAUUCCCUAUUGCUGGUGACCGAAGAGUGGUGGCUCCAUUCUGGGCUGAUGUAGACAACCGACGAGCAGGGAAAGUCUUCUAUCGUGAGAGCAAAGAUCCUGCUAUCCUGAGAAGAGCUACUGCAGAUACUAAUCGUUACUUUCCGGAGUUCCCAACAUUUGUGACCACAUGGGUGCUAAUUGCUACCUGGCAUCAAGUCACAUUUUUUGGUGGCAGCUCAAUAACUCCGGUCAAUACAUUUCAAGUAGUUCUCAUCACAGAUGGUGAACUCUCCUUCACCAUCUUCCAGUACCACAAUAUUACCUGGACAACAGGAAUGCAUGCUACCAGUGGUGGAGAUCUCGCUGGCUUAGGGGGCAUAGCUGCGCAGGCAGGUUUUAAUGCUGGUGAUGGGAAGCGCUAUUUCAACAUUCCAGGCUCCCGAACAGAUGAUAUUGUUGAAAUUGAAACCACUACGAAUGUGGGAUAUCCUGGUCGUUGGGUCUUUCGUAUUGAUGAUUCUCAUGUUCAAGUGGGUGGCUGCAACGACUCAGCUUCAGUCUGUGCCAAUUUAAGGCCCUGUCGAAAUGGUGGACGUUGCAUUGAUGACUGCAUCACUGGAAAUCCCUCUUUCACUUGUUCGUGUUUGGCUGGAUUUACUGGACGCAGAUGCCAGAUAGAAGUUGAUGAGUGCUCCUCAUACCCCUGUCAAAACGGAGGCACAUGUGUGGACAAGAUCAACCACUUCAUCUGCCUGUGCCCAGUGGGAUUCAUAGGGGCAACAUGUGAGACAGACAUAGACGAGUGCCAGGAGACCCCAUGUCUCAAUGGAGCACAGUGCAUACAGGGUGUCGGCAACUUCACCUGUAAAUGCCAAGCAGGUUACACUGGGUUCCUAUGCGAGUCAGACAUCAACGAAUGCAUGUCAGUGCCAUGUUUGAAUGGAGGUGUGUGUGAAGACCUGGUAAAUAACUACACCUGCACCUGUACAGCAAACUUCACUGGAAGCGCAUGUGAGACAGAGUUGGUUGUUGCUGAUGCUGCAAAUCAGACAGAAUCCUGUGUUGGAGAGAUUUGUAAUAAACAUCAAAUCUGCGAGUACACUAACUCUGGAAAUUACAGCUGCACCUGCAUGCCCGGAUACUACGGUGACAACUGUGAAGAGGAGUGCCCCUGUCAGAAUGGAGGUAUUUGUGUUGAUGUGAAUGGCACUUGUGACUGUCCUACAGGCUUCACUGGACUCUACUGUCAGUUUGAAGUAACACAAACACCCUGCAGUAACAACAGGCCAUGUCCAGAUGGAGGUCCCUGCUUGGAAUAUGGUGGCACAUACCUUUGCACCUGCCAAACUGGUGCCGAAUUUGAUCACAAGGAUUUCUACCCCUAUGUACAGCCCCAAUCAGCCUGCGACUCCUCUCCGUGUCAGAAUGGAGGGUAUUGCUAUGAAAGAGAUGGAGACUACAUCUGCGAGUGCAAACACGGCUACAGAGGCAAGCAUUGCGAAAGAGUCAGAUUAAGUAUCUGUGCUUCUAGUCCCUGUCGUAAUGGAGGUUCUUGUAAAGAAGAAGCUGACAGCUACCAUUGUGUCUGCCCCUACCGUUUCACAGGGAAACACUGUGAAGUGGGAAAGCCAGAUCCAUGUGCUUCCAGUCCCUGUCGAAAUGGGGGAACAUGUUUCCACUACAUCGGUAAAUACAAAUGCGAGUGCUCCCCGUCCUUCAUGGGAAGACACUGCGAGAUCAACAGAGGCUCUAAUCCAGCUUUGGAGGGUCUAGACUGUGGCCCCCCUGUGAAAGCUAAGCAUGCAGAGGUACAGUAUUCCUCCACUACUCCAGGCUCCAUGGCUCUGUAUUUAUGCCACCCAGGCUACACUCCCCUCACUAGGGCCACCCAGAUCAUCUGCAGCAGCCAGGGGUCCUGGAGCCAGCCUCCAGUCUGUGAAGAGAUCAACGAGUGUUUGUCUCAGCCAUGCAUGAAUGGAGGAACUUGUCGUGAUCGUGUGGCCUCUUACCUUUGUGAAUGUGAAGAGGGUUUCACCGGUCAGCGCUGUCAGACAGAUAUGGAUGAGUGCCUUUCUGAGCCAUGUAAACAUGGAAGUACAUGUGAGGAUCAGCCUGGCUCUUACUUUUGCCACUGCCAAGAGGGCUAUGCUGGACAAGACUGUGAGAUGGAACAGGAUGGAUGUGAGCCAAAUCCCUGCUUAAAUGGAGGUAUAUGUCGAGGCUACAGGAGGAACCACCUGUGUGUGUGUAAAGAGGGUUACAUUGGAGACCGCUGCCAGACAUUGGAGAACCCCUGUGUACUGCAGCCAUGUGGGAACCGAGGUGUCUGUCGGAGUGAUAGGAGGGGGAACUACAGCUGUGCCUGCAGGGUGGGCCACACAGGGAGAGACUGUGAGAGAGAUCUGUUGCCUCCAUCUGGCCUAAAUGUGUUGCGGGUAGAAGAAAAUGAAGUGGAGCUACGCUGGGAUCAGUCAGAUGUCACUCAGAAUUUGAUCAGUGGCUUUGCUGUGGCCUUUGCUCCUGUUGGCCGUGUACCAAGAAAGACAGACUUCCUGGAGAAAAAGCAUUCCACCUAUGUGUUGCAGGGUCUGAACCCCGGACAGCUUUACAACAUCUCGACCUACUCCGUCAACAGCAUUGACAAAAGCCAGCCAGCUUUCGCUCUUAUCCGGACUAGGCCUCGUCAGGUGGAUCAGCUGGAGGUAGUGAACGUGUCGUCCUCUCAGGUUUGGCUGCGGUGGUUGGUGCAUGUUGGACGUCAUGCUGCGAUCAGUCAGGUUCGAGUGUCUCUGGUGCCAGCUGAUGGUAGUGGAUCUCGCACGGCCGUUCUCAACAGCAGCGUCACAGAUUACACCUUCAGCACAUUACUCCCAGGUCAGAUGUACACAGUAGACGUAGUCACUCAGAGUGGUUUGCGCCCUGAAGACCUGCCAUCAACCAGCAAAUCUGCCGGGCCCCUACACUUCUGGACCAGACCGCUUCCACCUCAAAAUCUUUCAAUCUCCCAUAUCACCACCACCUCUGCUCUGGUCACAUGGGACCAUCAUCCUCAGAGUCUUCCAGAUGGUUUUGUGGUCAAUAUUACUCGAGGUCUGAACACCCGCAGCCGAUACCUACCUGGAGGAAGUUUAGGCACAUACACCCUACGAGAUCUCAUUCCGGGACAACACUACCGACUUACCCUCACUGCUGUACGCAAAACAGGCCAGGACAGCAUUCACAGCGUCCCUCAACACCUAGCCUUUGCUACACUACCAGUAAAGAGCACUAGCAGAGGUGACAGACCUCAGGGUGGACAGGACUACCAGAUGGGGCAGACUUUGACACAAGUUCAAGAUGGAGGCACAGAUGAGAACACAGAACUCCUUGAAGAGCCACUAAGAUAUACAGAGCUUAUCGACGGAAGGGGGAGAAUUACAGCUAAAUUUACCAAACUUCCACAUAAAACCAUCAGACACCGCAUUAAGCCUGAUCCUCCAAUCAAAUUAGAAAGGAUGGAAGAAACCACAAAUAAGAUUAGUCUAGCUCUGGAAAUUCCUGAAGAAGCGUCAAAGAGUAAAUCUGAGUCAUCUCAAGACUGCAGAACUCAGCCCUGUCAGAAUGGUGGAACGUGUGCACAGAUCAACGAGUCCUUCAGCUGCAACUGUCCAAGCGGUUUCAAGGGCAGACGGUGUGAGCUAUAUUGCCAGCGAGUGUCUCACCCAUGCACUCGCCUUUACUCCGAAACAAAGAGUGUGCCUGUGUGGGAGGAUGGUGUCUGCCAUUAUUUGUACAAAAGGACAUAUAAAGUUCAGCAGGAUGUUUGUUUUAGAGAGAUCUGUGAGCCUUUGCUGCCUAAGAAAACUCCACACAGAAGAACUCAAAAACAUCAAUAAUAUAGGAGGCUGAAUAAACUUUGGGGAGUAAUUACUUCUCUCGAUUAAAAUGAGGAUGCAUUACCAUCAUCGUUGGUCCAUUUUUGCAUCACUGGUCACCUUUCAUUGUCUGUAUUGUUCUAUGGACCAUUUUGGUCAAAUACAACUUCAGAUCUGUAAAUGACCUUCAACCAUAUGAUUUAGGAGAUACCUGCAUCAGUUAGCAUACCUCAAAUGUAAAUAUUAUGAGAUACUGAAAUGUAGUGGCCGUCAAAUCCCUCAGGGAAUUUUUUUUUUUUUUUUGUAAUUAUUGCCUGUUCAGUUUUUAAAACAUAAAAGCAUUUCCAUUCAACAGUUCUUUAAAGCCUGGAUCUCUUCAACAGAAAGAUUGCACAAAAAUAAUGAGGAAAAAAAAAAGUCGCACCGUUGUUUCUGUUUGUGUAAAGCAAAACUCUUUGCUAGCUACCGUGUAAAUAGUGUUUAUAGUCUGUGUUUUUGUAGUUGAAUAUUUUAAUAAUAAAAUUGUUAAAACGUCA
Molecule: messenger RNA, 5405 nt
Organism: Danio rerio (zebrafish)
Lineage: Eukaryota; Metazoa; Chordata; Actinopteri; Cypriniformes; Danionidae
Source: RefSeq, a predicted model, not a curated record